GCCUCUGUGAAGGCUCCAUUCUUCGCAGUCUUUUCUGGGGCGGGUUUCCCUUCUGUGGCGCGGACUGUCUGUCGACUGAGUACCCAGCUGCUUGAGUCUCCGACCGGCCGACUCAGAGCACAUACAUCGGUGCACCAAACACGCGAGUUUUCUGGAAAGGAAGGGUGUCCUUGGAAGAGAAAUGGCGACCGCUGACAAAUCAGUGGAAUCGAAUGGAGAGAUGGAAGACAAAGAAGAUCUACGGAGAGAGAUGGACCUUGAAACCGAUGAGAGCAGCGACGACCCUCUGGACUACGUCGAUGUCUGGGACCACCAGGAUCUUCCCUAUGAGACUUUUCUUGAGAAGUAUUUAUGUGCCCGAAGACCUGUGGUAAUUCGGGGCAUCUCCUCAUCUUGGCCUGCCUCCAGACAAUGGGUGCUUCAUUCCCGGGACAUCCAGAAAGAAGACGUUCCUCAGUCUCAGUCCUCUCAAGCGCCCGCCGCGUCCGGCGUUUGCUUUGCAGAAGCGUUCCCUUCUUCCUCUUUCUCGUCUUUCUCUCAGUCGUCUACUUCUGAGCCCUCUUCUUGCUAUUCUCGCUUGCAAGACGGCCUUCUCCGAGCAGCUCUGGACAGGAGCCGAGCGAAAAGGGGAGGCAGACAACGCGAGAACCUCCAGAGAAGAUCCUCUGCGUUUCAGGCCUCUAAUUCGACACUUCCCCAGGUACCCGCGUGGGAUGCAGAAGAGACAGCAGAGCUCGACUCUUCAGCUCUGUCGCCGUUGACAGAGACCUCGAGCAGCUCCUCACUUUCUUCUCCAUGCACCUGCUGCAGAUGUUCUUCCUUCUUUUUGUCGCCUGCGGAAGCCGCCCAGUUCGGCAGACCUAACCUCGUGAGACUCCACGACGCAUUCUGUGCACAGUUGGGGGCCCACACUAGGGUGGCGUUGAACGAACGAGGAGAGGUGCAUGCACAGCGACGAGAAGACGAAGAAAGCGGCGGGAGCGGAGGCGAAACGGACGAACAAACCGGAGCGGGAGACCCGCAAGUAGUGGACAUACGAGAGGGAGGAGACCGACUAGGCAGGGUCACCACUCGGACAGCGGACAUAGAGCGUUUAGGCAAGUCAGACCGGCGCAAGGGAGAAGACGAAACAAAGGAGGGAGGGAGAGAACUGUACAGGCGCAAAGGAGAACGGAACGGAGAGCGCGGGGAAACUAGGGGGACGGCUGCGACAAGACCUAGAUCUAUUCAAGUCCCCAUUGUGACUUGGGCCUGCACCCAGAACGGCGCAUGCAGUUGCUCACACAGCGUCCGACCGGGAUGCCAGACGGUUGAGGAGGUGUCAGAAGAUUAUACGCGACAUAAGCAAGGCCAUGAAGGAAGCGCAGCAGAGAUUACGUCAUUGGCGACACGGCGCUCUGUCCCCCUCGCUGCUUUCCUACACUACUGGGAGACGAAGCGACAGAAGGAAACCGAGGAGACAGAGAAGGCAGGAGAUGCUGAAGAGCCCUGCGAGAGAAAGUGGGAAAGGAGGAAUUUCCGACAGUGUCAACCACUUUUGGCGUGUUGGAAGUCAGGCACAGACCGAAGGAACAUCUCUCCAGAUUUCGCGCCGCCUGUCUCCCCUUCGGCCUCGAUAGAGAAGACUCCGCGUUCCUCUUGCUCUCCUUGUUCUUCGCGUCCCACUGUUUCACGUGCAGCCGAGUGGUGGCUCUCUCCAGAGGAAAGAGAAAUUGCGACGGAGCUGUCGCGUUCUCCGUCGCCGUGGUAUCUUGCGGACUGGCACUUCGUCGUGGAGGAACAAAAAGCUGAGAGAAAAAACACUGCGGAUGCGAGCCACGAGUUCGCCGGAGACACCGGGACUGCAGUGCCCCAGAGGAGACACUCCAGAGUGGCUGGACAGAGUCCCAAGGAGAGGCGGACGGAAUCUCCCGAAACGCUGGACCCUGAGAUACAGGAGAGGGAGGCUUCAGUGGACCCUCGGAGAGACGCUGCGACCUUCGGUAAAGUGAGGGAAGACAUGGGAGACGCGGAAGCCAGACACCGAGGCAGAGAAGAUAGGAGGCUUCGAAUCGCGUCGCCACCGCGAAAGACAGAAGGGGACGGAGAGUCGCAUCUUUAUUUCGCCUCGCAGUUCUACCACGUUCCCAUGUAUUUUGAAGACGACUGGUUUCUAAAGGCUCCGGUACGAGACCGAGAGGACUACCGCUUCGCCUACCUAGGCCCGCGGGGGACGUGCACACCGUGGCACAGCGAUGUGCUCGGAACGAGCAGUUGGUCGGCGAACGUUUGCGGGGUGAAGCGCUGGGCGUUUGAGAGGACGAAGCGGCACGCAGCAUUUCCAGGUCCACUUCGUUCUUCGCCGUCGCUCUACUCUUCUCCAAAGUCUAAGUCGCCUGUUUCUGCUUCACCAGACGCCACUUCCUCGUCUCCUUCUGGGCCUUCUUCGGCUGCUGCCAGUCUUCCAGACGGCCUGCGAGCCUCGCGGAAAAGCACUCGAACAGCGCCUGCACAGGCCUCGCCAUGCCGGGCCUGUGGGCGCCGGCAUCCACGCCAACAAGAGCGUCGUCCUCUCUCGCGAGACCAGGCUUCAGGAACUGUCUGUGCUUCCGUUCCUGCCCCCAUGUCUUGUUCUUUGCACCCCCAGGAAACGUGUGCAUCCUCUUCGCUUUCGGCGACUCCUUCGCUGGUCCUCUGUCCCCGACCUCUCGACGUUCUGAUGCAGUUCCCCGGAGAGUGUGUCUACGUCCCCUCUCACGUCCACCAUCGUGUCUGCAACGUGACCGACUGCAUGGCUCUCAACCACAACUGGUGCAACGCCGCGAACAUUCUCCAUGUCGCCGAUGCACUUAAGGAGGACCUCAAUGCUGUACGAUCCUUCCUCAUUGAGGAUUUUCCCGAUGCUCGCCUCGUCCUUCUGAGCCUUGCUUCGCCUUCCGCGGAGAUGCCCCAAACAGUUGAUAGUCCUAGACAGGAACAAGAGGGAAGACAAGUUUCGCAGUCUCUGCUUUCGGAUCCCUGUGCAGUGGGUUUGCCUGCUCCGUCUGUCUCGUGUCCGCCGGCUUCGUCUCCGGUCUGCAGUUCUGCUCCCUGUGCUUCUUUAGCUUUUGGCUCGCCCCACUCUGAAAUGCCAUCGGGAGUAGCUACGCUGGAAAGGAAUCUCGUCUGCGAGAUAUGCGGACGCAAGGCGUUCCCAACUUCUCUUGAAGAGAGAGAAAAUGCGAAGAAAGAAGAGCCUGGCGACACGAGCGACUCAGAUGCCAGGUUGAUGGGUGACGGUGGGCUCUCUGGAACCGUCGGUGAAGUGGUCGACGAGUUCGCACUUCACACUGGACACGAAUCGAGAGUCUACCUCGCUGCUCACGAGAAUAGAGGCGAAGGCAAGAGAUCAAAUGCGACUGCGACUGUGAGACAGGAGAGUCCCUCAGAGGCAACAGGCUGCUUGCGUUGCGGAGGCAACACAGAGGGGGGCUGGUCGAGCAUCGCGCCUGAUUCUUGUGUUUGUUUUCCAACCCAUAGGUUUUUGAGACGACGAGACAGGGUAGUGGAGGAGCCAAAGAGCGAGACAAGAGACCAGACGGACAGGGGGAUCAUCCAGCGGAGAGACCGCGCUGAAACGACGUUGAGUCGAGCAACACGUUCAUACGCCGAACUGGUGAUGUGCGAAGAGAGGAUUCUGUCUGCAAACUGUGGAGUCACAUUCUUCGACUUUUUCUUUUUCCUUCUCAAUGUCGCCCGCGCAAUUCUCCUCCCGAGAUUGAAGAGACACAUAAAUCUGCAGAGCAUGCGUGACGUGAGCAGAUCAUCGAGAGAUGCGACGACGGCGGAGGACGAUCCUGGCAGCGACAACGUCCUAGUCCUUUCAGCUACAUGCUCUCACAGGCGGAGUCGACUCGAAAGAAAUGGAGUGGUGGAUUCGUUGCGCCUGCAGUCUGCUUCGAAUGAGGGGGAGUGUGACGCGAGUGAAAAGCUGCCAUCAGAGGAAAGGAGACGCGCAGAGAGCCGCGGAGAUGAAGAGGAGAAUGGGCAGGAGGGAGAAGCAAGAUAUGGAGACGAGGUGACACAGAGAGCUGCGGGAGAGGGGGAAACAGGACUAGCGGGGAUCGGGAGGAAGCAGUCUGAACGAGAGGCGAAACCAAUGACGGAAAGACAGGAGAAAAGGAAUCAGGCUACUGUGGACGAGGAAGCUAUCGCUGCGAAAGCAGAAACGAGCCGAUCCAAAGGAACUGAUAUGCCAACAACGGCGGGCCAGCCGGAAACUGAAAGGGAUGCGAACGCAGUUUUGCAGUGGACCUUCGAUAUUCUUGGGGCGCUCCGGGUGUUGCUUCUUCUUCGAGCUAUGUACCGUGAAGGGUAUGUUGCUUUUCUUACGCGUGCGCAGGUGGAACUGAGAAAAGAAAAUGGAAAGAAACAGUUGAAAGCAUCCAGCGCACAAAUCGAGAGUGGCAAGCUGAAUGAAGUCCCUUGCUGGCUCUGUGGAGAUGAAGGUGACACUUCUCUCUCCAGUGAGGUAGCAAAGGAGCGAGUUGACUUCUUGCUUCGCGCUUCGCGUUCAGUUCGACACUCAGGGUCGUCAGACGAAAUGCGAGCAGAGUGGGAAGACGGAGAAAAGGAAUCAGAAAGCGAGGAAGGCGAGACAACGCAUGACAAAUUUCUCGCUAUCGAAGACUACCACUUGACAUUGCAGGAGUUACUUGCAGCUGUCCUCAGUCUCAAUCAGGUGCUUCACGCGAGGCAGGAUGGCUCUAGAGACAGGACAGUCCAGUGUCUUCGCAGGUUGAUUCUGGAAGACACAGAGAGCGUGCCAUCUGCGUUUGAACAGCGUGAGGAAGAACACGCUGGGAGGGGAGGUGAACCAAGCUGCCGCCUACAGAAUAUGGCAAAGGAAAGUCGAGAAAUCAUGUGUAAAAGUGGGAACGGAAACGAGGCGGAAAGAAGGGACGUGAGAUUAGUAAACAAGGUAGACCUGGACGUGAGUCCAGUUCAGCUACAAAUCUCUGAAUCCAUGCAGAAGCUUCGGCAUCAAUGCUGUCAAGCUCCUUAUAGUGCCUGUUCGUUCUCUGAGGGUCUUUUACCCUGUUUGAGCUCUCUGGGUACGCACGAAGUCACGACAGAACUGUUGUGGGAGCAGACAAGGAAACAAAUGCAGUAUACGGAGCAAUGGGUGAUCAGUUCUCCACGUCCGUGAAACAACAGUCAAAGCAGCGAGUCAGCCCUUUUCAUUUUUCCGUACGCGCCACCCUGCAGCGAGCAUGGGAGUAUCUGGAGAGAAGAAAGUUAGUCGUGAAUCCGGAGAAUGUGAUCGCUGCACAGGCAAAACUGGUUUCUGGUGCAAAUAGAAUUCACGGAGUUGUCUCUCGUGGCCCACCUCAGGCCUGCUAGGGAGGCAGCGGGAAUGUCAAUCGUAUGCCAUGUUUCGUCUGUAUCAAAGAGAAGAAUCGA
This is a messenger RNA of Toxoplasma gondii ME49, 5421 nucleotides long. It is a transcript of the gene JMJD4, whose product is annotated as histone lysine demethylase JMJD4. The record is from RefSeq and is a predicted model, not a curated record. The transcript has 3 exons. NCBI's taxonomy places the organism in Eukaryota, Apicomplexa, Conoidasida, Eucoccidiorida, Sarcocystidae. Bases 182 to 5167 code for a protein of 1661 amino acids. Gene Ontology annotation, cellular component: nucleus; cytoplasm. Gene Ontology annotation, biological process: protein hydroxylation; positive regulation of translational termination; negative regulation of gene expression. Gene Ontology annotation, molecular function: sequence-specific DNA binding; histone H4R3 demethylase activity.